Messenger RNA from Aricia agestis (brown argus), 711 nucleotides. It is a transcript of the gene ix, whose product is annotated as mediator of RNA polymerase II transcription subunit 29. The record is from RefSeq and is a predicted model, not a curated record. Gene Ontology annotation, cellular component: mediator complex. Gene Ontology annotation, biological process: regulation of transcription by RNA polymerase II. Gene Ontology annotation, molecular function: transcription factor binding; transcription coregulator activity. The coding region runs from base 74 to 637 and encodes 187 amino acids. The transcript has 5 exons. Lineage: Eukaryota; Metazoa; Arthropoda; Insecta; Lepidoptera; Lycaenidae.
UUGUUUUGUUGUCAAAAAAUACAGGAAAAAUCUGCGAAGUUUAUAAAAAUAAAGGUUUUUUUAUUUAUUCAAGAUGAAUCAAAUGAAUAUGCAUGUACCGAUGAACCCCGUGGGCGCUUCUCCAAAUGUCGGCAUGCAGAUGCCUGUGUCUGUCUCAAUAAUACCGUCUCCGCAGCAAAUGCAGCCAGCUAUGGCUCAACCACCACAGCAAGACAAAAUGGACAAUAUUUCCAAAGUUAAAUCCCUGAUGAGCGCCCUACGAGAGUCCUUACCUAUGACUUUAAAAUCAGCUGCCCAAAUAUUACAUCAAAACCAAAAUAUUGAUGCAAACACUCAAAAGGGUGUGGAUAAUCCAGUUCCUAGAUUUGACAAAAAUUUAGAGGAGUUCUUCUCUUUAUGUGAUCAAAUGGAGCUUCACCUUAGAACUGCUACAACAUGUAUCCAGCAGGCGCAAUCAGCAGCACAUUACCUGCCCCUCACCGUCAUACCCUCGCGACUCGACACCGGACCCACCACACAGGAAACAACUCUAAGCUACCCCCAGUAUCUGAACACCGUUCGCCUGCAGAUAUCCUACGCAAAAGACAUCCACGACACACUAGUUGCAGCCGCACAGAACAUAUCACCCACAGAGUAAAAACAAAAUGGCGGUGUUUUUUUUUUUAAUUAUAUCAGGUAAGUGAUUUUUCAAUAAAAAUACUCAAAAAUCAA